GGUUUUAAAUCAGGAGCAGUCAGUGAUGCUUCAUCACUCUACCUCGUUGGCACUCCUCGUGUACACGGUAAUGCCCCAAGAUGGAAACAGCACAGUGUGCCAGAUCUGCCAGUGCCCCAGGCCUUGCACUGUCAAGAUAAAUUCCUGCCACUCCUCCAAUAGUUGUUUAAACCCAGUUUAUACUGAUAUAAAUGGCUUUCCAGAGCUCGGUGUUGAAGAAUUAGGACAUUGAAGAGGCAGUAGCAAGAAAUAUCGAAUAAUAUCCUUGACUGCUAGGCUUUAGUUAUGAAAGGUACCAAAGAAAGCUCACAAUAAAAUCACAGGAGUAAGAAAAUCCAGAAAUCGUGAGCCAGUUAGUCCCUCAGGAAAGUUCACCAACACAACAGCACCAUCUGCUGCUAAAUGUGUGUUUGGUAACACCCACUGAGGGUGAGUUACAGCUUCCACUGUGCAGUUGGACAUUUCUAUAACCUUGUAGAGUUGGCAUAAAUGAAAAGUGACAUCCAGAAUCAUAGCUCUUAAGAGGGGUCUGUGUGCCUGGGGGCUGGAUUUACCUUCACCAUAAGGACUGAACUCCUUUGGUUACUGCGUGGUCCUUCCCCUGUGCUGUAAGGACUAAAUGGCGAGCAAAUGGACUGUUUGAUCGCUUGAGAGGAGGGACUCUGCUGAGGAUACCCGACAGAGUCCCUGUGGGGUAUCUCUGUCCUCCCAGACUCUUCCCUGAUAUGGAGCAAAGUGAAGGUGAACAGGAAUCCCAGCCAGAGAGUCACGUGGAGAGCAAGAGCAGCGUGAAGUCCUUGCCCGGGGGACCGGCCCAUGUCAAACUAGAGAUUAAAAAACAUGCAGUCACAGAUGACUACAAACUCUCCAAACGCGUGCUGGGGUUAGGAAUCAAUGGCAAAGUACUGGAGUGUUUCAACAAGCAGACAGGCCAGAAAUGUGCUUUGAAGCUCCUCUAUGACAACCCCAAAGCCCGUCAGGAAGUGGAGUAUCACUGGCGAGCGUCGGGGUGUCCUCACAUCGUCCACGUCCUGGAUGUUUAUGAGAAUAUACAUCAUGGGAAGAGGUGCCUCCUCAUUGUCAUGGAAUGCAUGGAGGGAGGAGAGCUGUUCAGCAGGAUCCAGGAGAGAGGAGAUCAAGCUUUCACUGAGAGAGAGGCCUCUGAAAUCAUGCGAGACAUCGGAACAGCCAUCCAGUACCUGCACUCCAUGAACAUUGCGCACAGGGACGUCAAGCCUGAAAAUUUGCUUUACACAUCCAAGGACAAGGAUCCUGUGCUCAAACUCACAGACUUCGGCUUUGCCAAAGAAACCUCUGUAGUGAAUGCACUGCAGACCCCCUGUUACACUCCUUACUAUGUGGCCCCAGAAGUCCUUGGUCCUGAGAAGUAUGACAAGUCAUGUGACAUGUGGUCAUUGGGUGUCAUCACAUAUAUUCUCCUGUGUGGGUUCCCUCCAUUCUACUCAAACACUGGUCAAGCCAUUUCUCCAGGGAUGAAGAGGAGAAUUCGGAUGGGGCAAUACGGGUUUCCCAAUCCAGAGUGGGCUGAAGUAUCAGAGGAAGCCAAACAACUGAUUCGCCAUUUACUGAAGACUGACCCCACAGAGAGGAUGACAGUGUCCCAGUUUAUGAAUCACCCUUGGAUUAAUAGAUCAAUGUCAGUGCCACCAACUCCUCUUCAUACUGCCCGGGUCCUGCAAGAGGAUAAAGACCACUGGGAUGAAGUUAAAGAGGAGAUGACCAGUGCUUUGGCUACCAUGAGGGUGGACUAUGAUCAGGUGAAAAUCAAGGACUUGAAAACGUCCAACAACCGCCUCCUGAACAAGCGCCGCAAGAAGCAGAAGCAGGCAGGCACCUCUUCUGCAGCCCCAGGGUGCAAUAACCAAUGAGCACAGAAGCCAAGGACCUGUGGGUGGAGGGGAAAAGUUACACAGAGCAAUUUAAAAACCUAUGAUCACCUCAGUCCAUACCACAAAGGCAAGGAGAUGGUGAAGAAGCCGUCCUGCAAAGAGGGAGCAGUGGGAAAGAUUGCUUUUUUAUUACUUGAAUCAGGGCUUUGCUUUUAAAGACUAAUGUAUAUGACGUGAUUCUGUUGCAUAUUGCUAGGGAAGGUUCAACAGUGCCAGAAAUGUUACAGGGUUUUGGUUUGGCUUUGACUAUGUGGGAUAAGAGGAGGGAACAGGAGGCAGCCUCAGCAUACUAAUGCACUGAGGCUUUAACAGCCAUUUACAAGAGUAAAUUCUGCUGCUGUUUUAAACUUGGGAAUAGAAGAAUGCCAAGUGUUCUACCAGGAGUGUUUUAGUAGUUUAGUAGAAUUGGUAGUAGUCCAUAUUUCCAAACUUACCUCCUGUAGUUACAGAAUAUCAUCUGAACAGUAAACAGUUAUUCUUGUUACAGGAAAAAGCAUCCAUGCAUUUCCAUUUUCAUAAAGCCUUCAUGUAGCCUCAUGUGAAGACUUGAGUUUGUCAUGGAUUUGUGUUUGAUGACAUGUAAGUUUUCUGGAUUGUAACCACUGUGUUGUGUCUUUGCCACUGUCAAACUCCUCUCCUGUAAUGUUUUGAAUUUAACUGGUACAAUAUGUGAAGAGUUUUAAUAAGGAUUUAAGCAGCUGAAAGUAUCCUGCAGAGAGUAUUGCUGUUCCUCUUGAAUCCACAACCUCCAGGGCGUGCAGCUGGACAUGCAAUUGUAUACAAGAGACUGCUCUAGAGGAAGGACUCCUGAAAUUCAGGAAGAAGUGCCAAAUGCAUGUUCUCUGAAUGGACCCUACCAGCAUCCCUUCUGGUAAUUAUCUCCAGAUCCUGUGCCUAAGAUGUGCUGAUCACAGCAAGUUUUGGGGUGCUGGGGUUGGUUUGUUUCCUGGGGUCAGGAACUUUAUUUGCUGUGUUUUGGUGGUGUUUCAGGAUCCAAAGGUUUUCACCACUUAAGGGAGAUUACCAAUAAGUACAUCUACCUGUUGGUUUUUUUCCUAUUCUAAUUAUUUUUUUUUAUGGGAACCUGGCCUUGGUUUGCUGAUAUGUUUUAUUUUGUGAUCAAAAUAUUUCCUCUCGCUGUAUUUUGAGUUUUGAUUUUGUUUUUUUAGUUGAGGUGAGGCAAAUAUUUAUGGAAGUGUUAUCAGAGUCUAGGAUGUAAAUGAUGUGCUUCCAGUGAUGCAGGCAAAAAGGACUUUGUGGUAGGCACACAGUGCUGGUGUGUUAACAGGCUUGGAAGAAUGUUAAAAGACAAAAAGGAAAACAAGGCUCCAGAGUGGAUCUGAAUUGUCCAAUCUGAGUGACACAGCAAAGCUCAGCUCGAGGCUUUGGACUUUGUCUGGGGAACCCAGUUCAGAGUGUUGGAUGAGAGCUCCAUUCUUCUUUGUGCACUGGUCCUAGGGUUUUGUAACGUGAUUUAUUAAAAUCAGUUUCUAACAUUCC
This is a messenger RNA of Manacus vitellinus (golden-collared manakin), 3410 nucleotides long. It is a transcript of the gene MAPKAPK3, whose product is annotated as MAPK activated protein kinase 3. NCBI's taxonomy places the organism in Eukaryota, Metazoa, Chordata, Aves, Passeriformes, Pipridae. Gene Ontology annotation, biological process: toll-like receptor signaling pathway; response to cytokine; protein autophosphorylation. The record is from RefSeq and is a predicted model, not a curated record. Gene Ontology annotation, cellular component: nucleus; cytoplasm. Gene Ontology annotation, molecular function: calcium/calmodulin-dependent protein kinase activity; ATP binding; calmodulin binding. The coding region runs from base 726 to 1889 and encodes 387 amino acids. The transcript is spliced from 11 exons.